CGGCUGCGGGAGGAGCGGAAACGCUGGGUACGCGCGUCCGGAGUCGCGCCGGCCCAGAGCGCGCCAAGGAGCGGCCGGGUGGCCUCCGUCGCGCCCGCAGCCUCCGAGUGGCGAGCGGCCCCGCCCGAGCUCGCCGCGGCCCCCGGCCCAGCCCCUGCGGCCCGAGCCGCCCACCUGAGCCCGCUGCGCCCACCUGAGCCCGGGCACUGGCGCCAUGGCGGAGCAGGAGAGCCUGGAGUUCGGCAAGGCGGACUUCGUGUUGAUGGACACGGUCUCCAUGCCCGAGUUCAUGGCCAACCUCAAGCUCAGAUUUGAUAAAGGACGCAUCUAUACAUUUAUCGGAGAAGUUGUCGUCUCUGUGAAUCCUUAUAAGUUGCUGAACAUCUAUGGGAGGGACACAAUUGAGCAGUACAAAGGGCGUGAGCUGUAUGAGAGGCCACCUCAUCUCUUUGCUAUUGCUGAUGCUGCUUACAAGGCAAUGAAGAGGCGAUCAAAAGACACUUGUAUUGUUAUAUCAGGAGAAAGCGGAGCUGGUAAAACGGAAGCCAGCAAGUACAUUAUGCAGUAUAUUGCGGCCAUCACCAACCCCAGCCAGAGAGCAGAGGUUGAAAGAGUGAAGAAUAUGUUGCUUAAGUCCAAUUGUGUUUUGGAAGCUUUUGGAAAUGCCAAAACCAAUCGUAAUGACAACUCAAGCAGGUUUGGAAAAUACAUGGAUAUCAACUUUGACUUCAAGGGAGACCCUAUUGGUGGACAUAUCAAUAACUACUUAUUGGAGAAGUCUCGAGUGAUUGUGCAACAACCAGGAGAAAGAAGCUUUCAUUCUUUCUAUCAGCUACUCCAAGGAGGUUCAGAGCAGAUACUACGUUCUCUAUAUCUCCAGAAAUCCCUUUCAUCUUACAACUAUAUCCAUGUUGGAGCUCAAUUAAAGUCUUCUAUCAAUGAUGCUGCAGAAUUCAAAGUAGUAGCUGAUGCCAUGAAAGUAAUUGGCUUCAAACCUGAGGAGAUUCAAACAGUAUAUAAAAUUUUGGCUGCUAUUCUUCACUUGGGAAAUUUAAAAUUUGUAGUAGAUGGUGACACGCCUCUUAUUGAGAAUGGCAAGGUUGUAUCUAUCAUAGCAGAACUGCUCUCUACUAAGACAGACAUGGUUGAGAAAGCCCUUCUUUUCCGGACUGUGGCCACAGGCCGUGACAUAAUCGACAAGCAGCACACAGAACAAGAAGCUAGCUAUGGCAGAGAUGCCUUUGCCAAGGCAAUAUAUGAGCGCCUUUUUUGUUGGAUCGUCACUCGUAUCAAUGACAUUAUUGAGGUCAAGAAUUAUGACACCACAAUCCAUGGGAAAAACACUGUGAUUGGUGUCUUGGAUAUCUACGGCUUUGAAAUCUUCGACAACAAUAGCUUUGAACAGUUCUGCAUCAAUUACUGCAAUGAGAAACUGCAGCAGCUGUUCAUUCAGCUGGUUCUGAAGCAGGAACAAGAGGAGUACCAGCGGGAGGGCAUCCCUUGGAAGCACAUUGAUUACUUCAACAACCAGAUCAUCGUGGACCUUGUGGAGCAGCAGCACAAGGGCAUUAUCGCAAUCCUAGAUGACGCCUGCAUGAAUGUUGGCAAAGUCACCGAUGAAAUGUUCCUGGAAGCACUGAACAGUAAAUUGGCCAAACAUGGCCAUUUUUCUAGCCGAAAGCUCUGUGCCUCAGACAAAAUCCUGGAGUUUGAUCGAGAUUUUCGAAUCCGGCAUUAUGCAGGUGAUGUUGUCUAUUCUGUCAUUGGUUUUAUUGACAAAAAUAAAGAUACUUUAUUUCAAGAUUUCAAGCGCCUCAUGUAUAACAGUUCAAAUCCUGUUCUGAAAAAUAUGUGGCCCGAAGGUAAACUGAGCAUUACAGAGGUGACUAAGCGACCCCUAACUGCUGCCACCUUGUUCAAGAAUUCCAUGAUUGCUCUAGUAGACAAUCUUGCAUCGAAGGAACCAUACUAUGUACGUUGCAUCAAACCCAAUGAGAAAAAGUCUCCACAGAUAUUUGAUGAAGAACGCUGUCGGCAUCAAGUAGAAUACCUUGGACUCCUGGAAAACGUGAGAGUGCGCCGGGCAGGGUUUGCCUUCCGCCAGACCUAUGAGAAGUUUCUUCACAGGUAUAAGAUGAUCUCUGAAUUCACCUGGCCCAACCAUGACCUUCCUUCAGACAAAGAGGCUGUCAAGAAACUGAUAGAGCAAUGUGGUUUUCAGGAUGAUGUAGCUUAUGGGAAGACCAAAAUUUUCAUCCGAACACCCCGUACAUUGUUUACCUUGGAAGAACUCCGUGCCCAGAUGCUUGUAAGGAUUGUCCUCUUCCUACAAAAGGUGUGGCGGGGCACCCUGGCCCGCAUGCGGUACAAGAGGACAAAGGCUGCCCUGACCAUAAUUAGGUACUACCGGCGCUACAAAGUGAAGUCAUACAUCCAAGAGGUGGCCAAACGCUUCCAGGGUGUCAAGACCAUGAAAGACUAUGGGAAGCACGUGAGGUGGCCGACCCCUCCUAAAGUACUGCGUCGCUUUGAGGAAGCCCUACAGGCCAUCUUCAAUAGAUGGAGAGCAUCCCAGCUCAUCAAGAGCAUACCUGCUUCCGACCUGCCCCAGGUCAGGGCAAAGGUCACAGCCAUGGAAAUGCUGAAGGGUCAAAGGGCUGACCUAGGACUCCAGAGGGUCUGGGAGGGCAACUACCUUGCUUCGAAGCCAGAUACACCUCAGACUUCAGGCACUUUUGUCCCUGUUGCUAAUGAACUGAAACGGAAGGACAAAUACAUGAAUGUCCUCUUUUCCUGUCAUGUCCGUAAGGUGAAUCGAUUUAGUAAGGUGGAAGACCGAGCAAUUUUUGUCACUGACCGUCACCUGUAUAAAAUGGAUCCCACUAAACAGUACAAGGUGAUGAAGACUAUCCCCCUGUACAAUUUGACUGGUCUGAGCGUCUCCAAUGGAAAGGACGAACUUGUAGUGUUCCAUACAAAAGACAACAAAGACCUCAUUGUCUGCCUCUUCAGCAAGCAGCCAACCCAUGAGAGUCGAAUUGGAGAACUUGUUGGAGUCCUGGUGAAUCAUUUCAAGAGUGAGAAGCGUCACCUUCAAGUGAAUGUCACCAACCCAGUGCAGUGCAGCCUUCAUGGGAAGAAGUGCACCGUCUCUGUGGAGACACGGCUCAACCAGCCCCAGCCCAACUUCACCAAGAACCGCUCGGGCUUCAUUCUCAGUGUGCCAGGCAACUGACCCCUCCUUGUGAGAUGGGCCAGGACAGGAGGCUGGGCCGGGACGAGGCUGGUGGGGGGCUCAGCCUCCCUCAGCAUCCUAGGUUCUGGCCUAAUUGCUACAUCCCUGCUAAUGCUGCUCAAAAUCAGCUUGCAAGCUCCCCGCCAGGAGGGGCCCCUCUGCUGCUUCCCCAAGGCCCCUCCCCUCGAGGUGGUCUUCCUGGCUUUCUGCCUCCGCCUCCAUCUCCUGCUGUCUCAGCUUUCUGCAGUCCCUCUUCAGUAAACCAAAGACCCUGGAGCCCUGCUCCAGACCCCCAGGCCAGCAUCCAGCCCACAUCUCAACUCGAAGGCAACUGGAUGCACCUUUAUUCUGCACAAGCAUCCCCUGGGCGGCAGGUCAAGUCAGCAGGCCUUGACACAAUGACCAGCUGCUGACCCCAAGAAGGGAACAGGGAGGGGAGCCCAGGAUGCAGUCUCUCCAGCCAAAGCCCUGCUCCCCCGGCAGCUGGGGGGACCUGGUUGCUGUGACUUGGGGGCCAGGCCCUGUGCCCUUGUCCUCCAAGGUGAUCACCCUCAGGGGCUCCUGCACAGACCCGAAGAUCCCCAGCAGCCAGCCAAAGCCACCAGGUGAGCGGGUCCGCUUGUAGCGCAGCCCCUCAGCCAUGCCCCGCUGGGGUCCGUCUCUCCCAGAGCCUGCCCCUGGGAGACUCCCCUCACCACCAGGGCCCCAGGCCUCCUGACCACCUCUCCCAAGAGGCAGUGUGAGGAUGCUCCAGGACCAUCUCAGCCCACAGCCUCCAUUGGCAGUUGCCUCACACGCCUUUCUGCAGUGUGCAGGUUGUAUCUGUCUACUGCUUAGUAAGAAAACACAGGAGCGCGCUUGGGAUUUCCAGCUUUCCUUCUCCAAUGCCUCAGAGGUUUUCCUAGUCACUGGGAGAGGUAGGACCUCGGUGGGGCUUAAAGCACACAGGAACCACAGGAGGCGGAGCAGCAGAAAGCAGUGUGGGGUCCUGGCACUGCAGGCCAGGCCAGGGUGUCCUCCCAUGCCAUGCACAAACCCCUGCUGGAGCCUGGCAUCCAUGGACUCCUCCCAGGAGAGCUGCUGUCUUGCCAGUUCUGCCCAGCAAAAAGUGCCUGUGCUUCAGCCUUCCCAAGCCCUCCUCCCUGGUCGCAGCCACUGAGGAGGAGGCUGUGGCCUGUGAGCAGCUAGGCCUUCCAGCGCAGAGCCUUGGAAAGAGACUCUUGGAGCAGGCACUCCAUGUUGUAAGGAGUGAGGGGAGCCCACACCUCAAGAGGAGCUGGCAGGGGUAUAAAAGGGACAGCCUGAAGUUUUCUUCUCUUUCUGCCACAAACACUGCCCCUUGCCAUGAUCCUUCCACCCUGACCAGCAGAACUCACUAAGUGCCUGUGUGGCACCUUUUGUGCCUUGCCCAGGGCCUGAUAUGGUCACCUGGCUGACCACAGUGGCCCAGCAGCCUGGUCUCAUGUCCUCCCUUCCCGGGGUUUGGUACUAUGUGCGGUUUGCAACACAGAGUCCUGUUGGCAUCCUGCCCUUGGGACCCCUCUCAUCCCCAAGCCUGGUCAGCUCCCUGCACGGUGAGAGGUGCCCACAUCCAGCUGUCAGCGGCACUAACGGAACCAUCUAACUGCACCUUCGCCUCUCCUUUCCACCUCGCUCCCCAGACCUGCUUUACACUAGACACGUGCAAAUAUGUUUUAAACACACCAAAAUAGCUGUGCCAAAUGAGUGGCCUGUCGGAGGCUGAAGAGGAAAGAAGAGUUGGGCCUCUCGCCAUCCACCUUUUGCUGUACCCCACAACCCCACAGACCGGCACCGGGGCCUGCCGCCAAGGCCACAGGGCUGCUGGCCGUCCGCAAGCACUUUCGUAUGGCGCGCGCAAAGCAGUCCCAGCGUGUGGCAGUGAGGAGGACCAUGGAGUUAGGGUGUGCUUGAGCAUGGCUAAUGCAUCGGGGUGCUGAGGGGAAAGGAAAGGGACAGUAAUUGUAUGCAACGAAGUGGUUUCUCUCAUUGUAAUUCAAUGCGGUUUUAUGAUUUGGUGCAUAUAUUCCUAUUUUCCAUUAAAUUAACUUUAUUUCCAAAGCAUAUUUUGAUUUACUAUCAAGAGCAAUAAAGCAUUAAAUCUUAUUUUUAAA
This is a messenger RNA of Heterocephalus glaber (naked mole-rat), 5367 nucleotides long. It is a transcript of the gene Myo1d, whose product is annotated as myosin ID. The record is from RefSeq and is a predicted model, not a curated record. NCBI's taxonomy places the organism in Eukaryota, Metazoa, Chordata, Mammalia, Rodentia, Bathyergidae. Gene Ontology annotation, molecular function: ATP binding; actin filament binding; microfilament motor activity. Gene Ontology annotation, cellular component: myosin complex; cytoplasm; microvillus. Gene Ontology annotation, biological process: actin filament organization; actin filament-based movement; endocytosis.